Messenger RNA from Caenorhabditis briggsae, 423 nucleotides. The transcript has 2 exons. Bases 1 to 423 code for a protein of 140 amino acids. The record is from RefSeq and is a predicted model, not a curated record. Lineage: Eukaryota; Metazoa; Nematoda; Chromadorea; Rhabditida; Rhabditidae.
AUGUCGUUUCAGCCAACGCAGUCCCUUAUCGAUGCUCUCCGUCUGGCCGACCAAGUGUCGUGCCCAUACGAACGCAGGUACAAGAAGAACACGAGGUACCAACGAACCCAAAGAAGCUCCAUCGCUAGAUCUAUGCCAACAUUGAUUGAGGAUAAGAAGAUUCCAGUAUUCAAUAAUGCUCCGAGAAAGUCAAUUGGGGCAACCAGCGAUCUUUAUGUUGAGAAGGAAGAGGGCAAGCCAAGAAUGUCUGUUGAAACGGUGGUCGGUCACAAGUUCGCCGUUGGGCAGAAAUUCAUGACGGGCCACGUGGACAAAAUGCGAAACGCGCAAGCUUGGGCUGAAAAGCAGUUUAAUAAGGCUCAUCAGUUCAUUCGAGAGCUGUCGGUCAGCCAGGCUGAUCCGAAAGACAUUUUUGCACAGUAA